Messenger RNA from Closterium sp. Yama58-4, 3510 nucleotides. Lineage: Eukaryota; Viridiplantae; Streptophyta; Zygnematophyceae; Desmidiales; Closteriaceae. The record is from the annotation of a GenBank genome assembly.
AUGCCCUGCGACAAUGCUCUGCGACAAUUCCCUGCGACAAUGCCCUGCGACAAUGCCCUGCGACAAUGCCCUCAAUGCCCCCAAUGCCUCAAAUCCCCUGGUGCACCCGAGCAGCUCAAGGUGCUGGAGCUCAACAACAACGAGCUCGCGGGUUCGAUUCCCGACGCCGUCGGCAAUCUGAAGCUGCUGCAGGACGUGUCGCUGGCGGAGAACCGCCUCACGGGGCGCGUGCCCAAGGGGCUCGACUACCUGCGCGCCAGCCGCACCGCGCGAUACAACUUCUCCGCCAACGGCGCCGGCUUCUGCGGAACCGGAUUUGCCGGCCUUACGUCGGUGGUGUCGUCUGUGGUGAGUCGGGACAGAGGGUGGGAUGAUGCCAGCAAGGGCGGCUCUCUCAUGGGUGCUAGUGCAGUGCACGCUCACAACAGCAGCGGCGCGACUCGUAUGGCUGCGCCUGCUGCGCCUUCUGCUGCCACGUCGGCUGCCACAUCAGCUGCCACGUCGGUUGCAAUGCCUGGUGGGAUGUCUGCUGCGUUUGCAGCAGCGGCUGCAGCAGCGAGCAGGGGGCGAGGUGGGGGGCAGUCAGCAGCAGCGGUGUCUGCAACCACUGCUGCGUCUGCUGCGUCUGCUGCGUCUGGUGCGAGCAGUGAGAGCGAUUCAGACACGGAGGAGAUUGAGAUGGAGGAGAGCGGGGGGUACAGGGGAGUGGCUGCAGCAGCGCCCGCUGUUACCAGCGCUGCAGCUGUGGGUAAGGGGGUGCUACGGGACAGCCCUCGCAAGCCAGGGGCAGGAGCAGCAAGGGCAGGUGGAACUGGGGCAGGCGGAACUGGAGCAGGUGCUUCUGGGGUAGGUGCAUCUGGGGCAGGUGGUGGUGCUGGGGCAGGCUCGUCUGGCGUGCGGGUGGGGGUGUAUGGGCCUGCAGGGAGGUCGCUGCGAGUGACAGACUUGCACGCUGCAGAGGGGGAGCGAGGGGAGGAGGAGGAGGAGGAGGAGGAGAGCAGCGUUACGAGUGACAGCAGUGACAGCGAUUACCCCAUUGGUAAACAGCCUGUGGCGAGCGCUAGAAUGGCAGCAGCAGCAGCGGGAGCAGCAGCAGCAGCAGCAGCAGGAGCAGCAGCGGUAUCGCCUUCUAUUCCCAGGGGGUGGGCCGGUGCGUCUGCUGCCACUGUCGCUGCAGCAGCUGCUGCUAUCUCACCCUCUCGUGCUGCUCCUGCUGGUGCUGCUGGGGCGUUCCCUGGCAGAAGCAGUAGCAGGGGCGAGGGAAUGGAAGGUGAGAGGAGAGAUGGAGACACGUCAGACACGUCUGACACGUCAGCAGAUGGUGACGAGGCAGCAGGGCACGGAUUGGAGCGGUACUUUACGCUUGCUGAGCUGGCGCUGGCGACGAAUGAUUUUGGGCGGCAGAGUGAGCGCAGUGUGCUGGGCAGCGGGCGGCACGGCACUGUUUACCGCGCGCGGUUACCAGAAGGGACGACGGUGGCCGUGAAACGACUGAGCGACAGAAAUCUGGAGCAAUCCCCGCGCGAGUUCAAGUUUGAAGUCGAUUCCCUAUCUCAAGCCAAGCACCCCAACCUGGCGGCCGUGUUAGGGUGCUGUGUGGAGGGCGACGAGCGCAUGCUGGUGUACGAGUAUUUGCCCAACGGGUCGCUGGACGCCUGGCUCUACCAGACCGCUGCUGGCGGGUCCACGGAUACACUGGACUGGCCCAUGCGCAUGCACGUCGCCAUCGGCUGUGCCAAGGGUCUCGCCCACCUACACGGCGGCAUGGCAGUGAAGGUGGUGCAUCGCGAUGUGAAGGCGUCAAACGUGCUGCUGGACGCGCAGUGGAACGCCAAGCUGGGCGACUUUGCACUGGCCAAGGCCAUGGGGCGGGACCAGGGGCACGUGGGCACGCGGGUCAUGGGCACCUUCGGCUACGUGGCGCCAGAGUACAUGAACACGGGCCUGCUCACGGAGCGCAGUGACGUGUACAGCUUCGGCGUGCUGCUGCUGGAGCUCAUCUCCGGCCGCCCACCCAUCGACAAUGAGGCGCCCUCCGACCAGCAUCAGUGCGAGCAGGAGCGCAAGUGGGGCACGCGUCCUAAGGUUAAAGUAGCAGUUUCAGAUCAGGUUGAUCUGGUGCGCUGGGUGCGCGCCAAGGCAGCAGAGGAGCGCCUGCUGGAGGUCUUAGAUCCUCGCCUGCAGGGCACGGUGCAGGCAGACGACAUGGAGUAUGCCCCUUGUCCUCCUCCCCUCACUUCCUCAUCCCCUUCCCCCCCACAUCUCCUCUCUAAUGUGCAGGUUGACUUGGUCCGCUGGGUGCGAGCCAAGGCAGCAGAGGAGCGCCUCUUAGAGGUGCUGGAUCCGCGGCUGCAGGGCACGGUGCAGGCAGACGACGUGGAGUAUGCCCCUUGUCCUCCUCCCCUCACUUCCUCAUCCCCUUCCCCCCCACAUCUCCUCUCUUCCUUGCAGGUCGAUUUGGUGCGCUGGGUGCGAGCCAAGGCAGCAGAGGAGCGGCUUCUUGAGGUCCUGGAUCCACGGCUGCAGGGCACGGUGCAGGCAGACGACGUGGAGUAUGCGCUGGGCGUGGCGCUGCGAUGCGUGGAGCCCAACGCACUGAAGAGGCCCAAGAUGCCGCAGAUCGUGCACAUGCUGGAGAGCGAGGACCCCAAGCAGAGGGACGACUGGGUAGCAAGGAGGCCCAGCGCAUCCAGUGCGCGCUCGCUCGCCUACCGCGACCCCUCCCCCCGCGCCACCUUCCGCCACUGCGACUCUUCCCCCCGCACCCACCCCCCACGCGACUCCUCCCCACACACCACCAUUCGAGAGCCCUCCCCCCGCGCCCCUUAUUUCCGAGACCCUAGCCCCCGCGGCUACCCCACCGCUCCCACUGUUCCGGGUAGGACUGGCGGGUAUGCUAGUGGUGGGGGAGGGGGAGGGGGUGCUGCUGCUUGGUCGGAUUCCAGUAGAGGGACGAGUCCCAGGAUAGGGGGGGCUGGGUCGGUGUCACAGAACAGUGCUUACUACGGCAUGCCAGGCUCGGCAAGGGCUCCCGAGCCUUACCGAGCCAGCAGCAGCAGCCCGAGGCAGUACGGGAUGCCAGGCUCGGCACGGGCUGCCGAGCCGUACCGAACCAACAGCAGCCCGAGGGUCGGCGGCUCGCCAAGCGUGAACAAUAGCUACUAUCCGUCCCGCAAUGCGGCUAGCCCCACGGCUCCAGACAUUGGAGCCAUGAUUGCUUCUGCUGCCAUGAGGACAUCUAGCCCACGUGCCCUGCAUUUCCAGGGUAGUAGUGGAAGUAGCCCCAGGGCCAUGUCGCCCAGGGGCUACUCACCCCGGGAUUUUGGGCAUCCAGGGGGUAUGACCGGGGGUUCCCCUGGGGUGGGAAUGAUGGGCAUGUCGCCACGCGUGGCGAGCCCCAGGCCUUCGAGUCCGCGCAUGCAGAAUGGGGGGGAUGCGGGGAGUGUGAUUGCCAGCCAUGCCAUGAGCAUGAGCACAUUCAGGCGCCAGGGUUCCUGGAGUAGGAGAUGA